ACUCAAAAAAGGAAAGGCUACCCUAUUCUAAAACCCUUUGAAAGCUUGAAGCUCCUUGAUAUCCAAACAAAAACCCUAAUUUUCUUCUCCAACUUCUUCUUCUUCAAUUUUCCAGAAUGAUUGCUUUAGGAUUCGAAGGCUCUGCGAACAAAAUCGGAGUUGGAAUCGUCACUUUAGAUGGAACAAUUUUAUCAAACCCUCGUCACACAUACAUAACACCACCAGGUCAAGGUUUUCUACCAAGAGAAACAGCUCAACAUCAUCUUCAACACAUAAUCCCACUCAUAAAAGAAGCAUUAAAAUCUGCAAAUAUAACUUCAAUUGAUUCAAUUGAUUGUCUAUGUUAUACUAAAGGUCCUGGUAUGGGUGCUCCGCUUCAAGUUUCAGCAAUUGUUGUUCGCAUGCUUUCUUUGUUAUGGAAGAAACCUAUUGUUGCUGUUAAUCAUUGUGUUGCUCAUAUUGAAAUGGGUAGAAUUGUUACUGGUGCUGUUGACCCUGUUGUUUUGUAUGUUAGUGGUGGUAAUACUCAAGUUAUUGCUUAUAGUGAAGGGAAAUAUCGGAUUUUCGGUGAGACGAUUGAUAUCGCUGUUGGGAAUUGUUUGGAUCGGUUUGCUAGGGUCUUGACAUUGUCUAAUGAUCCUAGUCCUGGUUACAAUAUCGAACAGCUUGCGAAGAAAGGAGGGCAGUUUAUAGACAUACCAUAUGCUGUCAAGGGAAUGGAUGUUUCCUUCAGUGGACUUUUAAGCUAUAUUGAGGCUACUGCUGUGGAGAAGCUAAAAAAUAAUGAAUGCACCCCUGCAGAUUUGUGUUAUUCAUUGCAGGAAACGGUGUUUGCGAUGCUUGUGGAGAUCACAGAACGUGCUAUGGCACAUUGUGACAAAAAAGAUGUUCUUAUUGUUGGGGGUGUCGGGUGCAAUGUACGGUUGCAAGAGAUGAUGAAAAUAAUGUGCUCUGAAAGGGGUGGAAGGUUGUUUGCCACAGAUGAUAGGUAUUGUGUUGACAAUGGGGCUAUGAUUGCAUAUACUGGACUCCUCGCAUAUGCACAUGGCACGGUAACCCCACUAGAGGAUUCUACAUUCACUCAAAGAUUUAGAACUGAUGAAGUGGAUGCUGUAUGGAGAAAGAAGAAUGAACAAGAUACUAAUGGGAAUCCCUUGAUGUAAAGUACAUGGUUAAUUGAUGUCGUAAUUCAAGUAACAUCAGAGUCAGACUAAGCAAUAUCUUUGGCAUGCUUGUGAGUUGUAAUUUGUUUGUCCUUUCAGUUUUUCUUAUUGAUUUGCUGUCGUUUACACGUUGUUCUGCCAGAAGAAAAAACGAACAAUUGCACUGAAUAGGACUCGACACUCGGCAGUUGGUCACUUUUCUAGAAAGUUGAAACAUAAAACACUAACUUUUUGGAUAGAAAAGCCAAUUUUAGGUAGAAUUUCCUUACUAUUACUACUUGGUUUUGUAGGGAAUCCCUUGUUGUAAAAUACUUGAUGUUGCAAUGCAAGUAACAUCAGACUAAGCAGUAUCUUUGGCAUGCUUGUGAGUUGUAAUUUGUUUGUCCUUUCA
Papaver somniferum (opium poppy) is the source of this 1554-nucleotide messenger RNA. RefSeq names its product probable tRNA N6-adenosine threonylcarbamoyltransferase. NCBI's taxonomy places the organism in Eukaryota, Viridiplantae, Streptophyta, Magnoliopsida, Ranunculales, Papaveraceae. Gene Ontology annotation, biological process: tRNA threonylcarbamoyladenosine modification. Gene Ontology annotation, cellular component: cytoplasm; EKC/KEOPS complex. The record is from RefSeq and is a predicted model, not a curated record. Bases 117 to 1163 code for a protein of 348 amino acids. The transcript is spliced from 4 exons.